Molecule: messenger RNA, 2370 nt
Organism: Tetrahymena thermophila SB210
Lineage: Eukaryota; Ciliophora; Oligohymenophorea; Hymenostomatida; Tetrahymenidae
Product: inorganic anion transporter, sulfate permease (SulP) family protein
Exons: 1
Biological process (GO): transmembrane transport
Cellular component (GO): membrane
Source: RefSeq, a predicted model, not a curated record
AUGAAUGAAGAUGAUGAUGAAUAUGAUUUAAGGGAAAAGCUAUUGCUCACCGAUUAGAUGAACAACAGAUCUAAUAAAAAAGAUAAUAAAAGAUUUAGCUUGGGCAAAUAAGAUAUAGAAAUGCAACAUGUCCAUGAAUUUGAUUAUAAUUAUAGCUCUAAUCACAAAAAGAAUAAUUCAUUUUCCAUUUUAUUGGAAGACAAUCCUGAAAAGCCUACACACACUUCAAAUAACCCACAACCACCAGUUUAAAAUAAUAGUAUAAAUUCUCCUGAAAAAUCAAAACUUAUCAAAUAAACUAGUUACACGAUUAACACAAAUGCUUAUAGAAAUCAAUUUAUUUUGAGAAGGUUAAUUUAAGAUAUUAGCUAAGGAAUCAACUUGGCCUGUUUUAGCUACUUUUACUGCACCACUGUAACUAACUCGAUUUAAAAACUACCCUUCGCAGGGUUAGUUGGAUACAUGAUUGCUUCUUUAACCAAUCUAUUUUUGGGAAGCUCACGCUACGUUGUUUAUGCUCCUUCAUUUUUAGCAAUUUCUUUCAUAAGGACUUUGUCCAAAACAUAUGAUUAUGGAUAAAUCAGCAUUGUAACUGCGUUAAGUGGUGUUUACCUUUUGAUUUUUUCGAGAUAUCUUGAUAUUCAGAGAUUAAUAUUUUUUGUUCCUGCAGCUGUUUUAUUAGGAUAUGUUUAUAGUAUGGUUUUCUAGUUUAUUUUUAACUACUUAGAUUUCACUCUUGGGUUUCGUACCUUUAAUGAUACUGGCGAUUUCUUUGAAAGAAUUUAAAGCAUAUUUGAUCAUGUUAGUUGGUAUUCGUUUGUAACUUUAGGUAUAACUACUUUUUUGGUAGUUUUAUAUUUGAUUCCCUAGAUAAAAUACACAAAAUAUCCAUGGCUUUUAGUCCUUCUUGUGGCAAGUAUUCUUCUAGGAAUAUUCGUAAUUGAUCCAUCUCAGAAUGUGAAUAUCGUAAGUUUGCUUUAUAAAGAUAGUGAGCCUUAGUGGUUUGAUUUCCUAAAGUAUUUAAAAAGGCCAAUAAUUUCGAUAUCUUCAUUCCGUCUUUUCUUGCUUGUUGAAUCUUUUUAACUGGCAAUUUUAAUUUACUUAGAAAGUCUAUUUACUCUUAAUUUUGCUGAGAAAGAAUGUUCAGAUAAAAAUAUUUAGCCAUAAAGAGAAGCAUUUGUCCUUUCAAUAGCUAAUGUAAUUAGUGGCUUGUUUUGCGGAAUUCCAGUCAGCGCAGGAAUAUUUUCUACCACUCUUAAUGGAGUUUUGAUUCGUAGAACCUCUAAAUACCCUCGAUUUAUUUCCCUUUCUAUUACAAUUAUAUCUGAAUUCAUUGUAAUCUAUUUUAAUAUAUCUAUCCCUUAUAUUUGCUUUGCUGCUAUACUUAUUGGAGUACCUAUUUUCACCCUAAAAAUGAAUUUGCAUUUUCAUGAGAAUGCCACUUCAAAAAAUAUAGAGGUGUGGACUUAAGCUUUUGUUGGCUUUUUUUACAAUCCAGUAAUAUCUGCGAUUCUAGGUACAUCAUAUAGUCUUCUACAAAAAGAAUUGAGCCGAUACACACUUCGCAGAAGAUCUUAAAACUAAUAGUUAACACCUAAUACAAGUUAAUUACAAAAAAGUUCAUAAAAGGAGAGAGCUCAACAAAAACAAAAGUAGCAAUAAGAAAUGGUUGCUUUAAAUAUAAAAUAGAAUGAAGUACAAGACGAUUAGGAAAACGAUUUACUUAAAAAAUUGAGCUUUGACAUCUAACAAUCAAAAAUAUAGAGUUUUAUGCAAUAAAGGUAGACAGACCAGUAAAUAUCACAAAACGCAAAUGAUGAAAUGAAAUUUAUUUCAAGAAAAAAGCAAAAAACUAUUGAAAAAUAUAACUUGAUGAAUGACUAACUUGUUUAGCUUCCUGAUAACACUGAAGCUCACCCUGAAAAUUUCGAAGACUCCUAUUUGAAAGACUUAUAAUCAGAAGAAUUUGAGGACAACAAAUUCUUUAUUUCUAGGUACAAUGAAAAUAAUUAGCUAUAUUAGGAAUAUUAACAAUAAGGGAUUGAAUCGUUUCUUCGCACUGACUCUCAGUUUAUAAUACAAGAAAUAGAUGGAGAAGUCUCAGUGGAACUAGUUAAAUAUGUUUAAGAAUAAAUUUGCUCUAAACUUUAUUUAUUUAACACAUUUCGUGGAAUUAUUAUUAAAUUUAAAAAUGUAACAUUUUACGAUAUGAACUCUUUAUUUUAAAUUAAAAUUUUGCUCUGUUACCUAAGUAAAAAAUAUCUUCCUGUACUCGUAACUGGAAUGCCAGAAUAACUAGCUGAAGAUCUCUAUCAAAUAAAUCCUUAGCUUUUCAAAGGAGAUACAUUAAUCCUAGAGCUAAAAAGAUGA